This is a messenger RNA of Nasonia vitripennis (jewel wasp), 6929 nucleotides long. It is a transcript of the gene Sol1, whose product is annotated as suppressor of lurcher protein 1. The transcript has 14 exons. NCBI's taxonomy places the organism in Eukaryota, Metazoa, Arthropoda, Insecta, Hymenoptera, Pteromalidae. The record is from RefSeq and is a predicted model, not a curated record. Gene Ontology annotation, cellular component: plasma membrane. The coding region runs from base 1528 to 3444 and encodes 638 amino acids.
CAAUAUAACGAUCUACGGGUCAUAAAAAUAAAAGUAUAACGAAGAAACUUUUCUAACGAAUUUAAAACGCAAUUUUCGUUUAAAUUUAAAUUAUGAAUGUCAGACGAUGCGUGAACAACGGAUCCAAAGAAUUUCACAUUAUUAAAUUUGCCAGGCACGUGUUCUAUGACAUUUACAUAGUUCAGAAGUUUCGCUUUGAAAUAGGAAUUCAAAGGUGCAUUCCGAAUUCAAUGCCACUUUUAGAGUGUUAUAGCAGCGCUAUCGAGUAUCUGCAUACUUUGGCAAAAUAAUUUACUUCCCAGCGCGCGCGCGCGCGCGCGUUUAAGCGGAUGGCAUAACAAGAGGAAUUUCAAACUAAUCAAGGGCCGUUCAACACGCCGUGAAUAUAGCAACGGCCUGCAUCAACGCUUCGAACGGAAAAAGUUAUCAUUGUUUACAAAAUUCCAACGUGUAAACACAUUUUCUCUUCUGCUCUCAAAGAUCCAUCGCGCAAUCUCCCCCUCCAGCCCCUCAUCAGUUAUCCCCCCCCCCCUCUCCCUCUGUUGAUAAUUCCCAUCAUAAACACAUUCCACCUGGCACCAGAUCCAUCAUCAUCCCGGGGACCAUUUCACGCAGCAGCAGCAGCCACCGACCGACUGACUCACCGAGCGAUUAACCAUGAGGGAGGAGAACGGCCCCGAAAGAAUGCGAAAAUAACGCCGGCCGGCGGAGGCGGCUGCGACGGCGCCUGGCUUUUCCGCUGCUAACCCCGUGCGCGCGCACUGGGAGCCAAAGCGCCGCCGACGUCUGGCUCUAGCGCCAGUAUCGCGUCCGACCUCGUCGCGCCCGCACUCCGAAGUGCGACUCUAUUACGCGCGUAUUUACACUCGCGAGCUACAUUGGUUCGCGCGGGACGAGUGUCUUGUGCGCAGCACGUGGCGCUCUACAGCUCUCUCUCUCUCUCUCUAUCUCUCUCUGGUGCACCAAUGCAUUUUCCUUUUUGUACGCAGUGAUUUUUACAUAAUAAAAAUAUUAUACAUAGUAAAUUUCUACUUACAUAGUGCAGCUCCGACCUACCAACACAGCUGCGCGCGGCAUCGUCGACAAAAGUGCCUAUACAUAUAUCAACCGACUGUUGACAACAGAACACAGCUAUAUAGGAUGAAGCAACGACGAAGGCGACAGUCUUAAGAUCCCGUCUCCGGUUUCUCAGCUCGCGGACAGAGAUCCCUCUUGUCGUCGUCGAAGGGGGGAAAAGAAGGGGUCAGUGUGCCGCGCGUUCUACUUCUUCAGUGUGCAGUGCAAAGCGGCGUCAAAGAGCUGUAAGGAGUAUACAGUUGAGAGGCGGCAUGACGCCGUUCUCACAUCAACAAGCUGCAACGGGCUCCAAGCAAGCCCUGCCGUCCCCGUCGUUUUCUUUGAGGCGAGCCGAGCCGACGCCGCGGCGAUGACCGAGUCUCCGGCGAGCUGGCAGUGCUGCUUCUAGGAGCAUGUCGACAAGCUGAAGGUGAAGCGCCCCAGGCUGCGAGGAGAGGAGGAUAGUGCGAGAUGCAGAGGAGGCUGCUUUUCUUCUGCUGUUGGCUGCUGUUUCUCGAUCUUUGCCGCACAGUUAAUCCAGGUUGCUCCUGCGUCGUCUACAGCAGUCGGUACAACCCCCAGGGUGGCACUUUCACGUCGCCCGACUAUCCGAAGCGUUACCCCGCGAACAUCGACUGCCUGCUCUACACCUUUCACGCCCGCCAGGGCGAGAUCGUCGAGCUGACGUUUCAUCAUUUCCAAACGCGAGGCUCCAACGCUGCCACCGACUGCGCCGGGGGCGACUUCCUCAAGGUUUUUCUGCAUCUGGAGGCCGGCGUGCGGGGUGUGUCCGAGUACACGCCCUGGUCGCGUCUGCUCUGCGGCGGCCUCCAAGACAUACCCCGGCAGCUCUACAGCUCGGGCCCGACCCUCGUGCUCGAGCUUCACAGCCAGCCUGCCACCAGAGCCUCAAAUGCCAGCGACACUGCCCCCGGAUUUUCCGGAACUUUUCGCUUCGUCGACAGCCGCAUCUUCGAGACGGACGGCCAGCUCAUGCCUAACAAGAUGUGCGACUACCAGUUCGUCAGCUCGCAAUUCACGCUGCAGCACGGGCGCUUCUACUCGCCCCGGUAUCCGUCCUCCUACCCGGAGAACAUCCGCUGCUCCUAUCAAUUUCGCGCGAGGUCGAAGGAGCGGAUACGCCUGGUGUUCGAGGAGUUGGCACUGGAGAAGGGUGACAUUAGUUGCCUGAAUAGAGCUGAUUUAAUCAAGGUGCACGACGGCAACGAUCCGAGCCAGCCGACAAUAGCGGUGCUCUGCAACGAAGACUCCGAGGUGGAGGUGCUCAGCACCGGGCCGGAUCUCUACGUCGACUUCGUCGCCAAUUCAAAGUGGCCCGGCAAGGGCUUCAAGGCGACCUUCCAAUUCCAGCCGAUCGACGAUAACCUCGCAGAGCCGGACAAGGUCGUCCCCGGGGCCGUUACCGGCACCUCCAAGCACUCGCUCAUCGGGCCGGCAGUCAGCGCUACCACGUCGUCGUGCAACAUGGUGUUCAGCAGCGAUACGACCAAGUCGGGCAUGUUCACCUCGCCGGGCUAUCCGAACUCCUACCCGCCGAGGACAAGGUGCAGCUACGACUUUCAGGGUCGAGGCAAGGAGCGGGUGCAGAUAAUCUUCCACGACUUCGACGUCUAUCGAUCGCCCAGCGGCACGAAAGAGUGCGAGUCGACGGACGCGCUCGUGGUCUACGUGUACAUAAACGGACAGAGGGAGAAGACCGAGGCCAUCUGCAGAGAAUCGCCGCUGAGGCCGCUCAUGAGUAACGGGCCCCGGAUGCUGCUCGAGUUCGAGGGCCUCACCUCGUCGAGACACUCGCGCGGAUUCAAGGCGACCUACUCCUUCACAGAAAAUUUCGGCAUAACAACCGGGAGACAGGAGCCGAGCUUAUACCCGUGCGCCUUCGUCUUCAACAGCAACGAGACGAUGAACGGUACUUUCACAUCGCCCAAUUACCCGGGCUUCUAUCCCCGAGAUAUCGAGUGCCAUUAUUUCUUCAACGGACAACCCAAGGAGCGCGUUCAUCUCCAUUUUCACUACUUCGACGUCGAGGGCGUUCUUCCUUGCGACGCGGUGUCGGCCAGUGACUUCGUCGAGUUCUCGAACUACAUGACAAGGGAUCGCAAGUACUCGAGACACUGCGGCCAGCUGACGGAAUUCGACGUGGAUUCCGAUCGGUCUUUCUUCAGGGUGACGUUUAAGAGUAACGACCGCCUCGAUGCCACAGGGUUUAACGCCAGCUACGUAUUCGUCAGCGAGGAGGAUAACUACACGGUCAAAACGCCGCUCAGCGCUGCGACCCAGUCUCGAGACACCUCGCUGCUGCUCCUGGCUACGCUGCUGGUACUGCUGCUGCUACCACCACGGCUGAUCGGCAACGCAACGGCCUAAAAAGCUCGGACAUCGCUGCAGGAAGAGGAGAGGAGCCCCGACUAUACCGUCUCUGCGGCUGCGCUCACGUUACGCGACUCCGCAACGACUUCCACGACUCGAGGCGCGCCGCAAAAAACACCGCUACACGCGCGCGCCAGAAGUCAUUUGAACUUCCACCCUCUGCUGGACUGUUGCAGCGCAUCGCGGGUAUAUACAUAUAUACAUACAUAUAUAAAUAAAUAGGCUAUCGGAGAGCUGAUGGAGUAUGGGAGGGGUGAUGAUGGGCUCGAUGCGAGACGCGCGCGUCUUACGGCUUGUUUCGCGCGCGAAGAAGUUGCGAGGGAGAGAGUGGUUGUUGUUGUUCUUUUGGAUUUUUUUUUUUUUUUUUUUUUGUUUUAAGACCCAUGAGUACCUUUUUCCGAGCCUUUGCCGCGAGCGGAAUUCAAUAUUUUUUCAAACUUUGUUUGAAGAAUCUUCUCUUCGUAUAUCACGUUCAGCAGUAUAUAUACAAAAAAAAUAUCGAUGGUAAUAAAGUGUCUAUGAGAAUGUUACGAUGUUUGCCGGAUGUAGUUAGCAAAAGUAUGAAGAGUCACCGUUUACGUAGAUGUGAGCGACUUGGAAGCGAAUGAGAAACACGAGCGUAGUUAGGCAAUACUUAUUUUUCUUAAUAAAAGAGUGUUUUAUGCCAUUCACCACUAGUCGAAUUCCUCCCACGCGUAAUCAUUUUAGUGAAUAAGUUUCGCAAUAAAAGACCAUUCCAAAGAGGUAUACUUAAAUACACGAUGAUAUAGCGAACUUGUAUAUGAUUUACACAAACAAUAUUGAAUUCGUCAAUCACUAGACACGUAAGCAAUUGAUUUCGUACGAGUAAGUCUCACUUUUUGAUAAACUACAAAUUUUUAACGAGCUAUAGCUAUUGUAUCACUAUUUUAUCCAAUCUUCAAACGUAAACUUUUAACGCAUCAGACUUGACUAUUGAUUUUUUCCAAUGAAAACCAAUUUGUAAUAUAGUCAGUCACUUCAUAACUGAAACGUUUGAUAUAAAAAUCUAUACUUAGGUAUGUGUAAAAACAUUGUAAAACUCGAAGCGCCCGCAUCAUUUUGCCUGCAAUAGACUCUUAUACGUUUUAUAUCUAUACUGUUUCUUUCGUGAAUUAUAGUCAAGCUCCAAGAAUAACAUCUCGAGUAUAUAGCUAAAUGGAUCUUCCAAUGCUAUAGACCAACCGAAAGGAUCUACACAAUUUUAGUGGUGGUAGAAUAUAUUUAUAUUUUUCAUAGACCAAUGGUUGAUUUGACAAUUAUCCUGUUACCGAUUCUAUCGACAUCGUUAGAUAUCUCGUUUAUUCAAUGCUUAUCGACUACAACUCGAUAGCAUUACUCUUUCACCGAGAAAGUCCCACAAAUAAAAAUCGACGUGAACUGUCAAUAUGCAGAGACUCCACGCGACGUUUCGGUCGGAUACUCACACCACCACUCAAUAAAAUAUCACUUAUCAAUUAAAAAAUCCAUCCAACAGAAGCAAUCUUUCGAACAUUUUCCUCGACCCCCAUUCAUCAGAAUACGGCAAACAUACGUAUACACUAUGUACUUCCACAUUGCACGAACAGUCUUGUGAAAAGCUAAUAAGACGAAUCUCGGCCGAAAGGAGAAGCAAUCAAUCUUUGCCGCCAGCGAACGCUGCGCCGUCGGGACAGUGAGAGAUUCGCACUACAUUUACUAUAUCUCACAUCGCCUACUCUUCUUUAUCCCUACUGGGAUCUUUUAUUGAUUGUUGGUAUUAUUGUUGCUGUUAUUAAGUUUCAGAGUAUAUUAGAUGGCCUACGUUUUUCUUAGGGUUGCUCUAUAUUUUCACGUCAGCUUAUUCGCAACAUGAUGCAUCUAUGUACGAAAUAAAUUUUACAUUUAUGUGAGUAAAUUUUCAUGCAGACGUUGUCGAGUUCGUAACUUUUGUUACUCACAUGUCAGGCAUUUUAAUACUGAAAGUAAAAUGUGACACGUUUGGAUGCACACGGAAUUUUUGUAUACUGAAUGAAUUCCUUUUUUACCUAUAAUACUUUUCAUGAUCCAUUUGGCAUAGGAAUUGGCCAAAGGACUUUUUACAAUAGAAUAGGUAAGAAACUAGUUUUUAACUUUAGAGUGAGCCUUUACCCCUACUGUCCAAAAGUGGUGAGAUCUGAUCAUCGCAGAUUGUUUUUUUCUUCAAAUCAUCCAACUGAUUUCCUACUUUUUAAAGAAAAUUAAACAUUCAAUAUAUUACAAGUAAUAUAUCUAAAACCAAAAUCGUUAACUCCAAGAUUUAGAAGUUUCGUGACUAUUUAUAUUACCAAACCAAAAAAAAUGAUAUUUUCGAUGACUGUAUACUCGACAUUUAUAAACCUUACACACUUUUCUUUAAAUGAUGUUUAUCGAUAUUAUGAAAAAUCAUCACGUAUAUUACAUUAUACAGUAGUUUUUAAAAGCCUAGAACUGUCAUUCACUCUUUUUACACAUAUUUUGAUCGUCAGAGGCAGCACUUUAACGUGAAUAAUCAUACACAAAAUAAAUUGUAAAGAACUGCACACCAGACUUGCACUUCUGUAUUGCUCGACAUUCUUUUAAUUCUGAAACUAACGACUGCGCGCCCUUCGUUCCUAUUAUAUAAUAUGUGUGUAUACUCCUGGUGAUGAUGAUGAUGAUGAUGAAAGUGAAGAAAAGUAAGAAAACAUGGUUAUGCAAGUGCAAUUUUGAAUUUUUUUUCAAAAAGCGUAUAAUGAAUUUUGAUUUAUCAUAUAGUUUAUAACAAAUUUCAUAUUAAGUUAUAUGGUUCAUUUGACGACCCAAAGUGAAGGAACUAUCAUAUAUAGUUUAAAAUGAAAUACACACACACACACAUGAAAUCGCUGUAUCAAAUGGUAUGUGUAAACGUGUACUUAGAUAUAAAAAAGCAGUUUAAGCCGAGAGUAAAGGGAGAAUGUAUAUGUUAGAUUGUUGUGAAUAUUGUUUAAUAUAGGUUUUAUAAAAUGUUGAAAGUUUUUUAAGUUUCACCGUUGAUUUAUAAUCGAUGCGCAAUUGUGAAAAUAAUAAACGAAGCAAAACAAAAAGGAAUGCAUCAGACAAUUAUAUGUAUGUCAUAAGUAUAAAUAUGUACCAUACUUGACUAUACGUAGCUGUAAUAAACCGGAGGCCGAAAGUUGAUAUGAAUGCGCGCGCGCGGUUUGUCGAACGUAUACAUAUAAAUAUAAUACACAAAAUAAUAUCUCUUCGCCCGAAGCGGAAGGCGAAAAAUGAAGGAAACAGAGCUUUUUCCUCUCUCCACUCGGCAGAGAGUGAAAAUAAAAAAAUAAAAAACACCACCGAUGGCGAAUGGAAAAAAAUUGUACUGUAUGAUUGUUAAAAAUGUAAAUAAUCGAAAUAAAGGAAGCGGAUGCUUCGAUCAUCUGUCACUAUCACAUUACACGAACGAUUGCCAUAAACUCUCAUCAUGUAUCGAUUACGUGCACUAUUAAACGAUAAAAAAAUCACAA